AUGACGUCGCUAUCCUUCUCCAGACAGCAGCGCCUGUCCUCCUCCAUCUUCCCCUUCCACAACAAGCCGAGGACGACCGUAGAGGGCUAUGAUAUGGACGAGCUGGAGCCCCGCCCCAUCGACUCCCUGUACCACGAUGACGACGGUCCCGGGUCCCGUUCGAGGCAGCCCUACUCGCCGAUACGUCGACUGCCCAGGUCGCCUAGCCCCGAUGCCUGGCAGGAUAGGGAGAGCUCGACAAGCUCCCUCUCGCAGUUCCGACCGAAGCCCAUGUUCAGCGGCCCGCCCCCUCCAAUAGCAGCUUCAAUUGCGCUGAGUAAGAAACCGACGUCCAACUCGAGCGACUCUCCGUCCGCCCGGAACGCGGGCUUUGGCAGCUUGCUGUUCGAUUACAACUACGACCGCGAAGCUUCCUACCGACCCGAUGCGACAUGGCGCGGCUUGAGGCGGCAGGAGAAGUCCCUGGAGAAGGAGGUCCAGCUUCUUCUGGACCAGCAGGCCAGCGGUCUCGUCGCGGGCUUGGAUGGCUUGGGGGGCGAUGAUUACAGCGACACGGGGAGCAGCACACCGACGGGGACAUUCUACUCCACUGCGACCUCCAAGUCGAGGAUGAUAAACUCCCUCCAUGUUCCGAACCAUUCCACGAGAGACGGCAAUCUGCUCCCGGUGCGGCAGCCCAAGGCGAGCAAAGCGAGAGGCUUGCGGUCGGCGCGCACUGGCUUGCGGCGGUCGAUGGCUGCACUGGCGCAGUUGAAGCUGGAGGAGGAUGUGUACGUGGAUGAAGCGUUAUCGCAGCGUCGUCGAGCACUUAACAAACUAGAGAGACUGAACCGGCAGAGAGACAACGUCACCAGUGAAAUGCACAUGUUAGAAGAGGAUGAGGAGGAGCCAUUGGGAAAGGAGCUUCGCGACCUGAGUGCCAGGCACGACUCCGUUAAUCAGGAGAUUCGUGUCCUAGAGGAGAAGCUGGUUGGAAUGAGGAACCAGAGAAAGUGGUUACGGGAGAGGAUGGAGGAUGUCAAGAACCGGCGCGAGGCUGGACUUAGCGGGUAUCGUGGGGCGCUUAAGAAUGUCGAUUCUGAAGUCACUGCUCUCAUGCACCGACCUCCUUUCCAACCCCUUGAUCUCGAAGCGUUGCAGACGGGUGCGAAGAAGCUACCGCCGACAGGUGGAGUGGAGUUUUUACGCCUCCGACCAGAGCGGAGGAAUUUGGAUAUGGCCAAGUCAUGGUGGGAGAAUGAGGUUUUGCUACUGGAGAAGAGAAAGUCACAGAUCAAGAAAGAAAAAGAGGCCCUGGACAAUGGCUCCGAGAUAUGGGAUGAAGUAAUGCGGCUUGUAUCUGAUUACGAGACUCGUUUGAGGCAGUUGAUGCAAGAGCCUGCGGAAACUUCUUCUAGCAAAGGCAAGGAGAAGGUGCCCUCGCAAGAAUCUAUCAUACAGAGUCAGCUCCCUGAGAUGGACAAAGUUGUUACAGCAUUGGAGAGUCAUAUGAAGACUGCCGAGGAGAAGCGCUGGAAUCUUCUGAUCUGUGCCAUUGGAGCCGAGCUGGAAGCAUUUGAAGAAGCGAGGAGCAUGCUUCAGCAUGUGCUUGACGAGACGUCGGACAAAUCUGAAGAGCCGUCGCAAUCUUUGGUAGCAGAUGAGGGCCAGAACCAUGAAGAGGGCAGCGAUAAUGAAGUUCCCCCGGAUCUUCUUGUGUCCCACUACGAGGAUCAGAACAACCCGCCUUCAGUUUCCAGUGCUGAUACGAGCCCAGUAUUUCAACGGACAAUGACGAGCGAUAGUGAUGUGCCGCCCGACUUGCUUGCAGAACACGACGCAUAA
Clonostachys rhizophaga is the source of this 1824-nucleotide messenger RNA. The record is from the annotation of a GenBank genome assembly. NCBI's taxonomy places the organism in Eukaryota, Fungi, Ascomycota, Sordariomycetes, Hypocreales, Bionectriaceae.